Molecule: messenger RNA, 8276 nt
Organism: Durusdinium trenchii
Lineage: Eukaryota; Dinophyceae; Suessiales; Symbiodiniaceae
Source: the annotation of a GenBank genome assembly
AUGCCGAUUCCCUUGCUCUCGGUUGGCCCCGUUCCGACCUUCAACAUGGCUGAGGACGAUGGCGAGGACGGCGACGACUUCGAUCUGUUCGCUGACGAUGCCACCUCCCAUCACUCAGGAUGGUCCGAGCCACCUGCCAGGCCAAUCGCUGAGGCCUUUGAUGUUGAGCCCAAUGAAGAUGAGCAGACGCCGACAUCUCCUACGAGCUGGCGCUGCCUCCGCUGUGACUCCACGAGGGCGACCUUGGUGAGCCAAUUUGGCCGUUGGCAUUGCUUGGAUUGCGGAAGCCAUGAGUUCUACCAGGUUGACAAGCCGACCAAGUCCGUGACUUCGACUGGCACAUGGAUGUAUGUUCCUAAUGCCCCUGCUGCAGCAUCACCUUCCUCGAAGGGUGGUCGCCGGCGGAGAAGGAAGAAGAGUGCACGAGACGGCGGAGCCCCUGGUGAUGACCAUGGCCAGGACGACGACGAAAAUGAACAAGCCGAAUCAGAACAGUUGACCAAUGACCCUGUCAUCGACCCCUUCGAUGGAAAGAGAGGGCCACGAGCUGGACACCUCCCUCAUUCUGGGUUACCUCAUGGAGUCCCUCCUCAACGGCCUGACCAGGCCGGAGCAGGAUCACCACUAUCCCCUGACGAUCGACGACCAGCUGGAGGUGCACCUGACCACGAUUCACCUGUACCUGUCCUACAUGAGGUCAGACCGACCUUCACAAGCUGCCGGAUCCUCAACACCUCCGGCAAGUUGGAACUCCAAGAAAGGGCCCACGCCCGGAGUGAAGUGGAAGUCGGGGCAGCCACCCGCUGUUCCGACAUCCGACAUAAGAACGACCAGAACGACAUGCGCGCCUUUGCAAAGUUCACGAAGAAGAUCGCCAUAUGGCGCCUUCAAAUGGAAGCCUACGCCAGCCCCAAAGAGCAGGCCCUGAUCUUGUACAAUGGCCUCACCGGCGAACUUGAACAAGAAUUGGAACACUUCUCCAUUGAGGACAUCUUCAAGCCGGAUGGGGUGGACGUCAUCAUGGGCUUGCUCAAGAAGCCGUUCGAACAACGCCUCAUUUACCAGAAAAGGAGAUUUCUGCACGAGUUCGAGACCUUCCGCCGCUUUCAAGGCGAGUCGAUGAGGGCACACGUGCAGAGAUUCAGGAGGGUGCAAAGAUCCCUCAAAUCCGUCGGAGUGGAGAUAAGCGGAACGUUUGACUCCGACUCGCUGGGCUCCAGACUGCUGGACCGCAGCGGCUUGUCCUACCAGGACCAAAGGAUGGUCCUCAUCGGCACGCAACAAAGCCUGGACUUUGAGACCAUCGCCGAGUGCUUAGUCCUUCAAUGGCCAGAGUUCAGGACCGCUCCACUCGUCGUGAACAAGGACGGACAAAGCAAAGGAGCUGGCAAGAGCAAGCAUGGAACUUCACCGACCUCAUCGACGACCAGCGGAUCUUCGUCUUCGGCAUUCACGAAAGGUAGCGGCAAGUCCAUGAGCAGUGGCAAGUCCAUGCCACGACGACAGACCUACAUCACCGAGGUCAUUGAUGAAGAGGCCUUUGAGGCCGAUGAGUUCGAAGAUGCUCAUGAACAACCGGACGAACUUGAAGCCGAAGCCGAACAAGAAGAGCAACCAGAAGAUGAAGAAGGCCAAGAGGCCACAGACGAUGUGACCGACGACUUGACCCACCUCGCACAGGUCGUGACGGUCACGGCUCGCAAAUUGAGUGGCAUCACCUUGGGUCGCAAGUUUUCCACCGGCAACAAAAGCAAGAAGUCACCGGAUGAACUCCGGAAGGUGACACAUUGCUCAGCUUGCGGUGCUUUGGGGCACUGGUAUCAGGACCAGGCAUGCCCGAUGAAUCAAGGAGCUGGAGCUGGAAAGGCUGGCAAGCCCGGCAAGGGGUCCAAAGGAUCUUCAAGCUCGAGCUACCGCCAGACCUCAGGCCCUGACAAAAAGGCUGAUCGUCCUCAUCAGGUCAGCGUGGUGCACCAUGAGCACUUGUCCCUCGAGGUGAACGAUGCACCCCCCUCAGACUAUGGUACAAUGUUUGCCAUCAACAUGGUCACCAACCUCCCUUUUCAGGUUCAUGAGACCAAGGGCUUCGGGACUGGACACGACCUCACCGGCUACAUGGUUUUGGAUUCAGCCUGCCAGAGAACAUGCGCUGGCAAAGCUUGGUACCGGUCCCAUGGUGACAUGUUGUUCAAGCACCACCUCAAGACCAAGGAGAUCCCCUCGGAAGAUGUAUUUCAGUUCGGCAAGGGUGAACCAACGACCUUCCUCAUGCGGACGGCGCCGCCCGCAUGGCUUCAGCGCUGGCGCCGCUUGGUCUCAUGCCUCGAGGCCUUCAAGAGGAACAUCUGGAUCUACAUGGCGGGGGGCGUGCGAUUGGGCAUCAUGCCCAAGGCAUGGCUGGACCAUGCAGCGCCGCCGGAGAUGAGCCCACGACUUCAUCCCGAGAAGUGCCAGCGCACGGUGAUCAAGAGGUACGGCAAUGCGCAUGGCAGGUUCGCUCGUCGCCAAACCUGCCUUCGAAAGUGGAAAUGGAACAACAAGAAGGAAGAUUGGGACAUCUGGUCUUCCCAAGGAGGUGGCUCUCUCGCUUCCUCUUCUCGACAAUUGCCAUUGCCACAGCCGUCAUCGAAGGCAACGGCAUCUGCAGGGAGCACCAGCAAAGCUCGACCGAAGCCCAAGGCCAAGAGCACGGCAGCACCAUGUUCGACCUGGACAUCAACUCUUUCGGGUUGGACGAGCUUCGAGAUGGGCUACACGCUCCACACCGACCACUUGACUCAGGAGGAGCAGGUGGAGGUCUUCAGGAUCCUGGAGCAGAGGUCGCCGCUGGAAGCAGAGCCGACCACCGUGGCGGAGUUCGCUUUCCUCAACGAGGAGCACUUCAGGCCUCACCGGGAGAAGCUGGAGUUGGCGGCCGAUCGAAAGAGGCACGAACGCCUGGCGGAGCUGGGCGUGUUGAUCGAGGAGGACGAGGAGAUCAUGGACUGGGGCCUCAUCGACGAGAUUGUGAAGUCAGAAGGGCCAAUGGACCAGAUGGCAAAACGACUUCGAGGAGACUGGAACAAGGCCGCUGACAUCCUCGAGAAGGAGUACCAGGUCUAUGCAACAAGCAAGCCGACCAUGGAGAGACCUCCGCCCUAUGCUGACCUCUGGGAAUUGUUCGCUGGAAGCCCAAAUAUGACCCGGUUGGCAGCUCACUAUAACCUGAACACCUUGCAGCCCAUGGACCUCCUCUAUGGCCAGAACUUCAAGGACCCAGCCAUGCGUAAGAUGAUCUUCCAAAAGCUCGACCACUAUAAACCUUGGCUGGUGAUCAUGGGAGUGGACUGCAGGUUAUGGAACCAGUUCAACAUCAACCUCAACUGGUCUUCACCAGACAGGCGGCUCGCACUACGCCACUUGCAGGACGAUGAGAAGGUUCUUGUCGAGUUUGCCGUGGCGGUCGCACUACGACAACACCGGGCAGGGCGCUACUUCCUGCUCGAGAAUCCACAGGGGUCACAGCUGUGGAACUUGGAAGAGGUGACCGACCUUUUGGGCCUCCGUGGAGUUUGGACCACAGAUCUAGACUGUGGAGCUUAUGGAGCUGAAGUUGAUGGACAACCAAUCGCAAAACCAAUGAGAUGGGCAGGAAAUCAACCUGGCCUACAUGAACAGCUCAACCGUCGGCUCACACCUCUCCAGAAGAUGUACUGCACUCCCAUUCAGGGCAAGCUCACAAGACGAUCUCAAGAAUACCCUGAUGAACUAUGUCAUGCAGUACUUCAGGAGCUCCGUGCACUGAUCUUCCAAAAGGAGCCCCUACGAUUCGGACCACCACAACACAAGGUCUAUGCAACGGCCUACCCAACGGCCGAUCUCGACCUAUGGGACGACAUCGUGAAGUACGUGGACAAUGUCUACGAAAGAGGAGCCAAAAGACCUUUCAACUUCCCCCUGGACUCCGACAUGGGCAAGAAGAUUCAAGAGCUUUUCCGCAUCAAGGCCGUGCGCAUUCAGGCUUUCUAUGCUCCGACUUCUAGGAGGAUUCCGGCCAAUGUGGAUGAGUACUUCACGAGAGCAGCAUUCAGUAUGCUGACAAGACCCGAGCAGUUGAGGACGGAGACCACUUCACCGGCUACACCGGCUCCAGAUGCAGACAGGGCCAUCAUUCCAGGCCUCACGACCGACAUCUCCUUCAGCGGUGUCGAUGGAGUUGACCAACACGUGAAGCGGUCGCUUGCACGGCUACACCUGAACCUGGGACACCCCAGUACUCAAGAGCUGAUGAGGCUACUGGCACAUCAAGGACGCAUCCCGGCAACAGUCAUCAAAGCAGUGCAGGGCAUGAGUUGCUCUACAUGCCAACGGCUGAAACCACCUCAAGAACCACGACCAACCAGUAUGCCUUCAUUGGUCGCAGGACAAUUUGGUGAUGAGCUGCAGGCAGAUGUUUUCUACUGCCGACUACUGGAUGGCACUUCGUUUCCGGUCCUUGGCAUCAUUGACAGAGCAACAGGUCUCCACAUGGCUGGCCUCAUGAAGAACCGGGACUCGGAGACCACCUUUGAGCUCCUCACCGACCUUUGGCUUCGACCUUAUGGUCUUCCUUUGAAGUUCUCAUGCGACCCGGACCGAACAUUCCGGGGAGAGUUCGAGAAGCGCCUGAUGUCACUUGGCGUCCUCGUUGAACAUUGCCCACCAGAGGCCCACUACCUCAUCGGCAUGAUCGAAAGACGCAACGCCAUCUUGCGCCUGACCAUCGAGAGGCUGAUUGACCAGUUCGCCAUCGUCGACUUGGCAGACGUCCCACUGAUCCUGGUCCAGGCAUGUCACGCCUGCAACACAAUGGCAUUCACCAGACGACGCUCUGCAUACCAAGCAGUCUUCGGAAGGGUCCCACGGCUGCCAAAUGAUGUGCUCACAGACGGACAGGUUUUGAGCACCUCCACUCAACCAUUCCGUGACCCUGAACAUCCUGGACUACGAGCAGAACUGGUGCGCAGUGAAGCUCUGAAGACUCUCAUCGAUCUUAAUGCACAACAACAGUUCCGUCGAGCUCUACUGCGCAAGACAAGAAACACCAGCAUCCCAGACCUUCAACCUGGACAACGAUGCGUGGUGUGGCGCUGGACGAAGAAAGGAGUCCGCAAGAGAGGCGCAUGGCUGGCAGCUCGAUUUCUGUCAUGGGAUCCUGCCCAUGAAGGAAAACAAGCCUGGGUGAGACUUGGUGCAUCGACCACUUUGGUCACGGCAGAACAGCUCAGGGCUGCUCAUUCCUUCGAAGACUGGUGCCCUGACGAGCAAGACAUCAAGGUCUUGAAGGACGCCAGCAAGAACUUCGGCCAGCACAUGCUGGAAGAUGAGCGCGGUCCACCACCGCCUCAAAAAGCCUUGACACAAGACGCUCACUUGGAGCAGGAGGCGCUGGAGUAUGACAACACGGCACCACCGAUGACACCAGCAAUGGCUGUUCCGGCAACACCAGCUCAAGCCUCACAAGCAGCACCAAGCACACCAGCACCACAGGGCAGCACUACCGCAAAUGUGCAGGUCAACAUCGACAGCCCAACCCACAUGCACCAUCACACCACGGUGCAGACACUACAACGGUUUGGGGACCUUCCCAAACAACUUCGCACUACGAGGUCGAGAGGACCCUCCACACCUUUGGAAUCAGCACACUCCAAACGGACUCGUGCAACACCGGCUGAACUAGCACAUUUGGCAAACACUGCCACGGGCGAAACGGCCCCAGCAAUCGCACCGCACAGCGAGUUUCACCAAGCAGAGGUGGACACACCUCAGGCACCUACCAUUUUGGAGGAGCCACAACACCCGCCAGAAGGUCCUCAAGUCACCUUUGCACCUACACCGGCAGAACUGGUACCAGUACCAGAUGAUGAGGACCUGGCAGAACCUCAUGAAGUACAACAUCAACAGGAAGCAGAUACAGAUGCAGCAGCAGCAGGAAAAAGCACUGAAGACGCGGCAGCUGCAGAGCCACAAGCAGAACAGGCACACGCACCACAGCCAAUGGCUGAUGAACCACUUCCAACACUGCCAAUGAAGAGGCCAUUUGACACCUUGGCACUCUCACUCGAGGAGGACGGCAGCUUCUCGUUGGCAAGCAGGUUCUGGAAUGGCACACCGCCACAACACUAUGGGCCACAAAGCAAAACCUUCUCCAAGUGCUACGCCACUACAGCACAACGUCAACAGGACAUAGCAAACACAGACAAGCCGGCAGAAGAGUCUGACACAUCCGUGGAUUCGGAGGACUCUUCAACACAAGCAGACAACAAGCAACCGCAGCGACAACAUCAUGCUGCAGGACAAGAUCCUGAGGAAGAGGAUCAUGCGCAGCCGCGCAUGCUACAGGGACAAGAACGUCGGCCAAGGACCAUUGAGAUGAUCUGCUACCAGAUGAUCGUGUCUGGACUCAAUGGCGAGCUCUUCAACACCACCUUAAAGUGGUCAGCCUGGGCGGGAGAUGCUCAGACGGCCUUUCUCCAGGGCCGACAAAAGGACAGCGAGCGCCCCUUGCCGCUCUACAUGAAGAUCCUGGGCAAUGUCUACGGCCUCUCAAACGCCCCACACCUUUGGAGCGAAGAAGUCUCUUCAAGACUGUCCACCAUGGGCUAUGGGCGACAUGCCUUUGAUCCUCAACUCUUCAUCAAAAGGGACAGCCAAGAUGAUCCCAUCUCCGCCAUCCUCGUCUACGUGGACGACUUCCUCGGGUUAUUAUUCAGAGAAGAUUAUGACAUCUCUGAAGUCCAGAAGCUCUUCCGCUGGGGCGAUUUGAAAGCCUUUGAGCCUGGCAAUCCCAUCACCUUCAAAGGGAAAGAGCUCCUCAUCGAGACCACUGAUGAAGGUCGCUACAAGAUGAGCAUCAAGAUGGAGAAGUUCAUCGAAGGGCUCGACAGCGGCAAGAUCCCCAAGGGCAGGUCCACACAGGACCCUAAGCUGACGGCCUCAGAGCACCAAGAGUUUAGAUCCGUCAGCGGAUGCUUGCAGUGGACUGCAACCCAAUGCCGACCUGAAGUGUCGCCACUGGUGUCCCUGGCCAACCAAGGAGCUGAGACAAGCUAUGUCCAUCUCAAAUCCCUCUACGAUGGCAUCAGCUACCUGAAGAAGACAACACAUCGAGUCGGAGCUCGAAUGGCCAUGGCCCAGGCCAUUGACGCGAAGUCCCUCUAUGAUGCCUUGCUGGCUGACGCUCCGAACAUAUCGGACCGGAGAAGCUUGGUCUCGGUUCGAUCGGUGCAGGAGGUCAUGCGACCUGACCAGGUCCACUGGAUUCCAACGAACUAUGAGUUCGCCGACGGCCUGACCAAGGUGGACGAAAAGCUCAUGUACAUGUUCAGGGCAUGGCUUGAAAGUCCCAUGGCUGUCUUGGUCGAGCAUCCUGAGAACGCCAGCAUUUUGGCGAGGUUGGAGGACAGUGUGGCCAAAAAGAGAAAGACCAGUGAGAAAAUCGUGCAGGUCACUAGGGUUUGCUUCUCCAAGCUUCCAAUGCCACAUCCGGAAGCGGCCCUGCUGCGGCUGCCCUUGGACCCAUCGCUCUGGCAGCUCCACCAGGCGCUUGACGUCGAACACCUCGAACGCCUCCGCGACCCGCGCGCGGCGACGGUGCUGCUGGCGGAGCUCGGGCGGGCGAGGCGGAGCGACCUGACACUGGGAAUGCUGCAGGUGAUGGCGGUGGAGCGGGUGGAGGUGAACGUGUUUCACUGCAGCUGCAGUGCGGCUGGCUGUGAACAGACCACGAGGUGGGCAGAAGCCUUGCAGGUGCUCUCUUGGAUGAAGAAAUGGCAGCUGGAGCACAAUGAGUACACUGAAAGCAUAUCUCACAAGGCCUAUGCUCAAGCAAGUUGUUGGCAGCUGGCACUUUGCAGCUUGUCUGGAUCCAUCCCAGUCUCAGCACUCACAGCCUCCACAGUUUCCUGGGAACUGCUCUUGGAGAUGACCUGGUUUGCGCGCCAUGCGCGGACCGAGCCGAGCUGUAGGGCCAUCACGUCCGUGGCGGGCCAGGUGGAGCAAGGAUGGUUGGUGACGCUGAACCUGCUGCAGUGGCUAGGGAGGUCAGGCUCCAGCCCUGAUGUUGUAGCAUGGGGUGCUGCGAGCAGCGUCUGCGAGAAGUGCGAGCAGUGGCGCUGGCCUGGAGAGCUUUUGCGAACCAUGAGGAGCUGUGUUUUUUUAAUAUAUAUGUGUGAGUGGUCCUGCACGUGAUCUUUCAGUGCUGUGUGCAAAAUCAGUUGCAACAUCUUUUUGUUGUUGCUGUUCCUACAACUCGCCCC